AUGUCCACUUCAACACCCAACUCCACCGAUACAUCCCCGGUCACGCGCAUAGCGACAUUCCGGUUCCUACCCAACGUCACCGCGGAGCAAAAAGGCGAUCGCGCAUCCGCCUUUCUCGCGCUUUACGCUGAGCAUCCGGAGCUGCUGAUCGAAGGACCAAAAGGAGGAAGACCGCUGAAUACGCCAUUGAACCUGACAAACGUGAAGAGGGAGAGUGUAUGGGAUUUGGGGUUCGUUGUAGUCUUCAAGGACGAAGCCGCGAGACAGGUGUUUGACAAAGAUCCCACGCAUGAUAAAUUGAAAAAUGAGACGGACCCGUUGCUCGAGCAGGUAUUUGUGUAUGACUUCGUCGCGCAGCCGAAUUUGGGGUGGUGA
Alternaria viburni is the source of this 375-nucleotide messenger RNA. RefSeq lists its product as uncharacterized. The transcript has 3 exons. Bases 1 to 375 code for a protein of 124 amino acids. The record is from RefSeq and is a predicted model, not a curated record. Lineage: Eukaryota; Fungi; Ascomycota; Dothideomycetes; Pleosporales; Pleosporaceae.